Molecule: messenger RNA, 291 nt
Organism: Penicillium lagena
Lineage: Eukaryota; Fungi; Ascomycota; Eurotiomycetes; Eurotiales; Aspergillaceae
Product: mitotic-spindle organizing protein 1
Exons: 2
Coding region: 1-291 (96 amino acids)
Biological process (GO): gamma-tubulin complex localization; mitotic spindle assembly; microtubule nucleation by interphase microtubule organizing center
Cellular component (GO): interphase microtubule organizing center; centrosome; gamma-tubulin ring complex
Source: RefSeq, a predicted model, not a curated record
AUGCCCUCCCAAGCUGAUGACAAGCGCCAGGCCGCGCGCGAGGUCAUCGACAUUCUUCACGAGAUCUCCACGCUCCUCGUAAGUGGCAUGCCAUGCGGCGGGACAUGCAAGCGCGGGGCUGACACUGUCAUUCAUGCGCAGAAUACCAACCUCGACCGCACGGAGCUGUCGCUCUGCGUGUCUCUGAUCGAGAAUGGUGUCAAUCCCGACGCCCUGGCUACGGUGAUCAAGGAUCUGCGGAAGGAAGCUUCCAAGCGUGGUAUCUCGAAUGCAGCUGCCAUGACAGAGUAG